AUGUUAAAAUAUCCAUUAACUCAAGCUAUGGGAUGUGAUAUUAGGUUAACCAAUCAACAAUCCCAAGAACUCUACAAAUUAAUAAUCGUUACGUGGUUUUAUAAAAACGCAAAAUUUAAUUCAGGUUUAAAGGUGAUAAUCAUCGUACGAUUAAUGAAGAUUAUACAUCAAAAACAAUCCUCAAUUCCGACAUCAACCUCUUGA
Messenger RNA from Dictyostelium discoideum AX4, 204 nucleotides. RefSeq lists its product as hypothetical. NCBI's taxonomy places the organism in Eukaryota, Evosea, Eumycetozoa, Dictyosteliales, Dictyosteliaceae. The coding region runs from base 1 to 204 and encodes 67 amino acids. The transcript is spliced from 3 exons. The record is from RefSeq and is a predicted model, not a curated record.